AGAAUCAUAAUCGCUGAUUGUUUUGCAUAAUUAAUAUAAUUAUGUAAAUACUGACAUGAAUGUAUACAUUACACAUCAUGUGAAAUUUUAUUAAAAAAGUAUAAAAAGUCAUAAAGUACUCAAUAACGGUUUGAACGACAUUGUGGAAUUUAUUUGUUCAAAACAGUCUUCUUAUAAUAUCUUCCGUGUUCUGAUGUUCAAAUGUGAUAAGUGAUAAUAACAGUGACAUGUGUCAGUGGUUGCUACGAGGAUUUGAGUUGAUUGACAACGAGUCAAUUCUAAUGAAUGAAUCUAACAUAUUCCUGUAUUGGAUUUUACAAAGCGUGAGCUAAUUCAGCGGCGACAAAAGAUAUUUAAGAGCUUGGCACAUACUGGUCGCAGCAAUAAUGCUUGAUGACGGAUAUAGUGUAUGUUCUCACUAAUAUAUCUCUUAAAUUGUUAUAAAAAACUGGAUUUGAAAAGCAUUUCAAAAACCUCUCACAGACGUCGACGAAUGAAACUAUUGGAUUUUAUGUAGGCAAUUGCUAUGUAAAACAAGGAGCUUGAAGUGUAAAGUCAACGGCAAAUCAAGUAGACGACGGAUAUAGUAAAAACUGUGACGGAAAUAUAUCAUAAUUGAGAAAAGGAUAGGAUAAGCAACACAGCUCCAACUAAAAGUCGACGUUGGCGUGACAAGUCAUCAAACAAAAGUGCACUCAUUAAAAAGCAAUAUUGUAAGAACAGAAAUUGGCCAAAAAAGUUAAUUUGAUUACAAUUUGAUUAAAAUACAAUAAUUUUGUUUAAAUGAGUUUAUUUUAUAAAUAGGCUAGUGAACAGCUAGAUAUAUAGCGAAUGUAUCUGCAUAGUUUCAAAGUGCCUUGUGUUUAGUGUUCUUAAGCAAUACCGUACAUCAAAGAAAAUGGAAAAUCAAACAUAUUUGAUGUAUCAUAAUUAUUCAAAUGAAUCAAAUAUUACAUUUAUUUUAGAUCAUGUUCAUCCUUCGCAUCCAGUUUCGGAAUUCAUUUACAACUAUAUUUGUCCGAUUUUUGUUCCUAUUGGAAUUAUCUGCAACCUAUUGACAUUCAUUGUACUGCUAAGACCACCGAUCAACAAUAUCUCAGUGUCAGUUUACCUUAAGGCGUAUAGUUUGGCUGCAAUGCUCACGUGGACACUCCUGAUAAAGCUGAACUGGGUUCUUGACAAAGCAGAAUUACGCCACUUUAGUAGAAUGUCUCAAAUAAGCUGUCGAAUUUGGUCGUUCUUGACUUGUAUUGUUACAUUUUCUGGAUUCUGGUUCAUAACAGGUGCAGCAGUGGACAGAGUGUUUAUUCUUUGGACACCUAAAAGAGCACAGUGUUUAUGUACAGUGUUCAUGGCAAAAAACGCAGUCGUUUUUAUUAUGAUAGGUUUAACUGCUGUAAGCAUACACUCUCUUUGGAUGUACGAUAUGUCGCCAAAUCAGGACUGUUAUUUUGUAAGGGAUGACUACUUCAAUCAACUUUGGUUGUGGACGUCAGGUUUCUUGUUAGGAUGUUUGCCUUUAAUAUUACUGUUUACUUUCGGGAAUUUAAUGAUAAUACGAUUUUGCCUUAAACAUCACGGCAGACAGAUUCCGGAUAUAUCUAAAAAUGAGAUGGAUGUUACAUACACUGUAAUGAUCAUUUCAAUUACUGUUUUUACAUGCGCCAUGCCAUCGAACAUCUUACACUUUAUGCAUAUCAUAGACAUGGAAAAUGGGAAUCGACUUACACUCCUUAUGGAGUUCGCAUCCUACAUUUCAUGGAUAUGUUAUCUGUGUGUUUUCUUUGUGCUCAUAACCCGAUGUAACGUAUUUCGAGAUUCUUUGAAAGAUGCUUUUAAUGAUUGCAUGUCCCGACUGCGAAGGAAACGCUCACAAAUUGAACUAAAGUCAUUGAAGCCAGAGUACAAUCAAGUACCAUCAACAUCUACAAGUGUCUAAUUUCUAAAGGAAAAACAGCUUUUGCUUGUUGCAUUGAUGUAUAGUAACUGUAAUUUAUUCCCUUUAGCAGUAUUUAUUCGGAAAGCAACUGCAAUGUUUGCCUUCUUUUAUGCGUUGUUUUCUAUAAACUGGUCCAUUCGAGUCUCAUUCUAAUCUUCAUUUAUUAUUAAUAACUAAUCACAUGAAAUAGAAAAAUAGAGUUUAAAGUAAGGAGUUAUUUCAAAAGCAUGUGUAAGUUGCUAAUCUGAGACGUCAGCACAAACAAUAACUUAGAAGCCUAUUCAUGCAUAUUAUGUGUCUUCAAAUGAGGUAAUGGCUAUUUGAACAAAUGGACACAAACAAGCAUAACCUAAAUAUCAGUCCAUGGUUUCCACUACAUUAACCUCAAAAGUAAACAUUUCUACGAAAUUUCAAUGCAGCUAUAUAAUAUUUUAAAUUUUAUUGCGAAUUAAAAAAAGAUUUUCUUUUGCAUAAUUGAUAAAAGGCAGUCAACAUUUAAAUAGUGGUGCUGAAAUUGUUUUUACUACUUUAAUCAACAUGUCUAUUGUUAUUUCAUAGUAUGGCAAAUAUCUACCUUUUGAAAAUGAUGAACACAUUUUUAAUAUUCAAGUCAUAUUAUUAUAAAUAAACUUAAUAGGUACUAGUAAACAGCCACAAUGCUUUGGAUUCUUUUGAUGUUUUAUCCUGCUCAUUUUGUUCAAUAUCUUGGUUAUAAAAAGGAAUUGAAGCAUUUUUUAUGCUCCUCGAAGGGAGAGCAUAUAGUAGCCGCUUUGUCCGUCCGCAUUUUCUUGUCCGGGAUAUUACUCUGAAACUAAAAGAGGAUAUAAAAAACUAUGUAGGUAGAUUGAUCUCAUUUAGUAGAAGAGCAGUACACUGUUUGCUUAAUUUUGAGUUAUUGUCUUUUUUAAUUUUUACACUUUAAAAAUUGUCCAAGACAUAAGUCUGCAAGCACAAGAGGCAUCAAUAAGAAACUGAGUAGAAACUUAAUCUCAUUGUGAAGAAGUGCACUGCAUAAAAACAGUAGCCUUGACUAAUUUUGGAGUUUUAAAUUUUUUAUUUUUACAUUUUGAACUUCGACCGGGACAUAACACUGAAACUACAAGAGAUAUUAACACGAAACUAUAUCCAUGUGUUCAAAACCACUUCGGGGAGCAUCACACGGUUCGACCUGUCCUUGUCUGUUGGGGCUAUCUUUUAUCUUUAUAUAAAAAAUCUUUGUUUUUAUUGUUUGUAAGGAACAGGAUAGAAUUCUUAUAAAAAAUCUCUUCAUUUCAAUUAUAUGCUUGUAUAAAAUGUAAAUAUUUGUGUAUAUAUUCAUUUAUUCUUUUUCAGGAACUAUAUUUUGAUUACAUUAAAAUGUAUCAAAUGA
Ruditapes philippinarum (Manila clam) is the source of this 3308-nucleotide messenger RNA. RefSeq lists its product as uncharacterized. Lineage: Eukaryota; Metazoa; Mollusca; Bivalvia; Venerida; Veneridae. Gene Ontology annotation, molecular function: G protein-coupled receptor activity. The transcript has 3 exons. Gene Ontology annotation, cellular component: plasma membrane. The record is from RefSeq and is a predicted model, not a curated record. The coding region runs from base 899 to 1939 and encodes 346 amino acids. Gene Ontology annotation, biological process: G protein-coupled receptor signaling pathway.